Molecule: messenger RNA, 318 nt
Organism: Penicillium waksmanii
Lineage: Eukaryota; Fungi; Ascomycota; Eurotiomycetes; Eurotiales; Aspergillaceae
Product: glutaredoxin family protein
Exons: 1
Coding region: 1-318 (105 amino acids)
Source: RefSeq, a predicted model, not a curated record
AUGUUUCCAACACGCGCCCUCUUCGGUCAAGCCCGAUUGACCCUCUUUACCCGCGCCGGGUGUGGCCUCUGCGACAAUGCCAAAAAGACAGUCGUGCAACUGCACCAGCGCCGCCCCUUUGAAUUUGUCGAAACAUAUAUUGAUGAGCCGGGAAACAAGAAAUGGAAGGAUGUCUAUGACUUUGAUGUUCCGGUGAUUCACGUACAAUCCGUGGAGAAUGGAUUGCCCAAGGAGGCAGACCUCUCCGACGCUCGCAAGCUCUUUCACAGAAUGACGGAGCAGGAGGUUGAGCAAUUGGUCACUGAGGCCGAGAAAUGA